AUGUCUGAGAACGACAACCCUGUCUCUGCCAAUGGCGGCGUCCCUCAGUUCACUGAGCGAGAGCUUCAGAUGCUCGGAUGGGCCAUGCAGUCGCUCAAGUCCGGUCCUCCCGACAUCGACUUUGACAAGCUCGCCGCCUAUGCCAGUAUGACCAACCCGGGUUCUGCUAGAAACGCAUGGGCCAAGAUCAGGGUCAAGCUGACUCCAGCUCCUGAUGGCACUGCCCCGGUCACUCCCAAGAAGACACCUCGCAAGAAGGCUGCUGCUGCUAAGAAAGCUGACGGCGAGGAGGGUCCCGCUGCUACCACUCCCAAGAAGACCCCAACCCCUCGCAAGCGCGCCCCCAAGAAGCAGGACGUCGACGGCGAGUCUUCUCCCAAGAAGAAAACCACCCGUGGCAAGAAGGUGUCCGAUGACGAAGCCAAGUCCGAGGAGAACGAGGACUUCCAGAUGGAGACCGACCCGGAAGGGGCUCCGGAGGAGACUAUCGAAAAAGUCUAG
Messenger RNA from Pyrenophora tritici-repentis Pt-1C-BFP, 501 nucleotides. RefSeq names its product Tymo-45kd-70kd multi-domain protein. NCBI's taxonomy places the organism in Eukaryota, Fungi, Ascomycota, Dothideomycetes, Pleosporales, Pleosporaceae. The record is from RefSeq and is a predicted model, not a curated record.